CUUGGACAGGAGUCAAAGCCUCCUUCUGGGAUGUCCUGGCAGACAAGAUUCCUCCUCCUAUUACGUCACUGCUUGAGCCAAGGCCUCCUUCCCAUGAUGUCAUCCCAGAGGAAGAGGCCGGCCCAUGAGGUCAUCGCUAGCAAAAGUGUCUGUGUUCUGCGAUGUCAUCACAGGGACAAAGCCUCCUUCCCAUGAGGUCAUCACAGAGGAAGAGGCCGGCCCGUGAGGUCAUCGCUGGAGGCCAUGUCCUAUGGUGUCCUCAGAGGCCUCCUUCUUGUGGUGUAAUAACAGAGAUGAGGCCUUGUUCCAUGACAUUCCUUCCUGUGGUGUCACUGCAGAGACAAUUUCACCUGGAUGAUGUCAUCUCUAACUCCAAGGCCUCUUUUGGCAUCAUCGCCAUGGGGAACAUAUUUUCUCCCUGUGUCUUUGCAGUAGAGAAGAUGCCUCUGUCCUAUGAUGUCAUCAUUACAGACAAAGCCAUCUUCCUAGGACACGUCACAGGGGAAAAUGCCUCACCAAUUGUGUCCUCACUAGACAUAAGGUCUCCUUUUCACAACAUCAGCACAGGGACCCUGCCUCCUUCCUGUGAUGCCAUCACCAGAGAAGGUGCCUUGCCCUAUGACGUCAUCAGAGGGACCGUGCCUCUUCCCGUGAUGUCAUCACCAGAGAUGACCACCCACUCUGGGACGUCUCCAGGAGGAGGCCCCUUCUGCGAUGUCGCCCAGACGCUAUGUGCUCUGAGAUGGCACAAAGAGAUGCCUCCACUGUUGCCACCAUGUUGUAGAAGGCAGGGCAGGCCCAGAGUCCAGGACCACCCCAGGGAAGAUGCCAGAGAGCAGAGAGGGGCCCUGUCCUCAGAUGUUGUCUGAAGGAGGCAUCACUCGGGAGCCGCCCAUGUGGAGGGCCUCCUCCAGAGAUGAUGGUCUGUGUAGGCGGUUGGCAGUGACACCCCUACCCCCAAUGCUGUGAUGGCAUCACCAGAGCUUCCUCCUCAGAGGCACUGCCCACUCUGGAAGGCCAUCGGUAUUGAUGGUGUCACCAGAGUUACUGCCUUGUCGCACCAUGACUUAGCUUGGUUGCUCCCUCCCCAGACUCCAGGGACGUGCCCAGCAGGAUCUCUGCCAUAGCCUCUGAGGGGAAAUGGGGGCCUUGGAUCCCACACCUGUGCCAAGACUCCUGGGAGACAGGACUUCCAGAUGGCCUUCUGCUCCCAGGAGGCCACUCUGGAUCACCAGGGUCCUAGAGUUCUGGCACUCAUAGGUGUCCCAUAGCCUGGCCUCACUUUUCUUUCUGCCAUAUCUAGAGACAAUCACCUCUGUCAACAAAGUCCUAGCCUUCUACUGGGGGGAGGUGCUUGGGGUACACCUACUCUUGCCCUCACUGACACUGUCAGCAUCACACAACACCUGCCACUCAUGAUGGCACUGCACCCGGGGUCAAGUGUUACCCAUGUCUGAGGAUGGAAUCCUUCCCCAGGAUUCCCUAUGACCCACAACUAUGGUAUCAUCUUCUUCCAGGAUUUACCAUGACUAAUGGUGUCACCAUCUCCCAAGACUCCCCAUAGCCAAUGGUGUCACCAUCCUCCAUGAUUCCUCACAACCAUGGUGUCAUCAUCUUUCGGGAGCCACCACAGCUGACGGUGUCAUCAUCUCCUAGAUUCCACCAUGACCAAUGAUGACAUUAACUUCCAGAAUCCACUAUGCCUGACAGAGACAUCCUCUACUGAAAUCCACUAGGACUGAUGAUGCCACCAUUUCCCAUAAUCCCUCAUGAUUUUGGUGUCAUCACCUCCCAAGACCCAUGAUGCCCAAUAGUGUCAUCAUCAUUUGCAGGGAUCCAUGGUGUUAUCAUCUCCAGGGAUCCACUUCAACCAUGUGCCACCACCUCCCAGGAUUUCAUUCAACCAUGUGCCACUACCUCCCAGUAUCCACUUCAACUAUGGUGUUAUCACCUGCCAGGAUCCACGAGAGCCAAUGCUGUCACCACCCACUAGGAUCCACCAUAACCCUGGCGUCAUCAUCUUACAGGAUCCAUGAGGUCCAGUGCUGUCACCACCCACUAGGAUCCACCAUAACCAUGAUGUCAUCCCAGAGUCCACUGCAACCAUGUGCCAUCAUCCACCAAGAGCCAUCAUCUUAGGAGCCAAGUACCGUGAUCGGCUGUAUUUCAGUUGUCCUCUGGGGCCGCAUGGUACUUACAGUUGUUCUCUUAAGGGGAACCAGCACAACAGACCAUAUUCCCAUUUCCACAAAAAGGACAGGGGUGGGGCCAGCUGUCCCCCUCUGAUGACUUCACCCCUACUCUGGCCCUCCUUAUGUCACUGCCUCACUCCUGACCGAGGAUGAUGCCUGCAUCAAUCCCACCACAGAUGUGGCCUCAGCCAACCUCACCUUACCCCCUGGUGAGGCACCCAGGCCCCUCCUGACAGCAGUGCUGCCUCUCACCCAGCCAUCUGAUUGGUGACAGGGUCAACCCAGCAACCUCUCAUUAUCACCAGAGGGGAAGCAUUUCAACCCUCAGGUGACGCCACUGCCCCCUGCCCAAUCCCUGUCACUUGGGCCCCUACCAGGAUCAGCACUCUGCUGGCCCCAGCCAAAUUCUCCUCAGAGAUCCCUGACCCCCGCGGGAUGGGUCAAAGCUGGUGACCGACCUGGGGCCUUCAGUGCUGUUUUCUGCUGGCCCCAUCCUGCAGCAGGGACACUGGAGAGCAAUGGUCCCUGCCAGCACAUCUGCGGGGGCCAGGGGUGCUCCUUCACCUCCCUCCCUAACACCCUAACACCCAGGGAGCCUCCGGGGGUGGAAGGAAGUCCCCAGCACCCAAUGCACAAUCUUCCCUCAAUUCUCUUUGUACAUAGCCAUGUUGCGGGGGCGGCCAUUCCCCCACUCUUAAAGGGCUACACGCCCCUCCCCCAGCCCCUAGGGCGAGGUGGGGGGGCCUCUUCUUCCUCCCCUGGGCCGUCCCCCUCCCUCUUAUGUCUCCCCGCAAACACUGGCACCUCACACUCCUUGUCAGGAGCUUGGGGCAGACAACUGGCCCUUGGUUCCCACCACACUGAGGAAACAGGGGGGUUACCCAAAUCUACCUGGGCCCUGGUGCCAGUUUUUCAACCCCACGGCUUCUAGCUGCUCUGAGGGGCUCCUCCCAUCCCUUCCAGGGCCUCCCCAGCCCCACACCGCUCAGGCCGACUGUGACUUCCCCAGAAAGGAGCCAGCUUGAGCACCCGCCCCCUCCCAGCCCCGUCCCCUCUGCUCAACACCUCCGCGGAACACUCAGCUUUCUCCAGCUGCCGGGAUUUGGGGGUCUGGGCCUUUCAGCUUUUGUAUCCCCCCUCCACUAGCUCUAGCCCAGCCUGGAUUCCAGGGAUCCCACCCCCAGCCCUGUCCCCAUUCAGUCGGCACAGGCUGCCUGACCCUGGGGCCUUGAUUUGAUCUCAAAUAAGCCAUAGAGGGGAGAGGUCUUGAGGGUGGGAGCAGGUGUGUACUGACAAUUCCCUCCACAUGCCUUGAACUGGGACCUUGUCAUCUGAGACUUCCCCAUGCCCCAACAAAUGCAAAUGCACACAAACCCAUGCAUACACAAGCACACACACACACAGGCAUCUCCCCUUCUGGUUGGGGGAGCAUGGGAGGGGGCAGUUCACAGGGAGAAGAUAAAUAGUUCCACACCUGAAGACCCUCCAACAGCUUCUGCCUCCCUCCUCAUCCCUUCCUCUCUCCACUCCCCUCUCCAACACUGGCCCCUUCCCCUAAUUAAUUCCCUGGUGAGGACAGCCAGAGGAGCUGCGACUUGGUAUUUUUUGGAAUAAAUAGACAUUUUCCUGAU
Messenger RNA from Symphalangus syndactylus (siamang), 3823 nucleotides. RefSeq lists its product as uncharacterized. Lineage: Eukaryota; Metazoa; Chordata; Mammalia; Primates; Hylobatidae. The record is from RefSeq and is a predicted model, not a curated record.